GCACGGCCUGCCAUUUUUUUUUUUUGGAGGCAGAAGGGAAUGGCAGCGGCAGAGACCCAGGGCGCUGAGGCGGCCGCGGAACCGGAGGGCCUGGCCCCCAAUACGAGGCGCCUGGCCGACCUCCGCGUGAUUGACCUGCGGGCCGAGCUCAAGCGCCGCAGCCUGGACAGCGGCGGCAACAAGAGCGUCCUCCUCGAGCGCCUCCGGAAGGUAAGGCCUGAGGCUAUUGAGGAAGAAGGAGGAGAUCCUGAUGUGAUCCCAGUGGUGCCAGAAAUAGCCCCCAAAAAAACCCCCAAGAGAACUAGCAAAGGACGUCGGACGGAGGAAGAAGGGGCUGAAGACAAUGGGCUGGAGGAUGAGCCUGGAGAGGGGCAGGAGGAUAUUGAAGCGAGUGUGGAUAAUUUUCAGGAUAUUGACAUGAUGGAGAUUAGUGUGUUAGAUGAAGCUGACAUAGAUAACAGCAGUGGCGUAGAUUGCCAGGAGGAGGAGGAGACAAAUAGUGCUGAGAAUAGACUUGGCACCCCCUUUGCUAGUGCAGACAAUGUUGGCGCAGAAAAGACAGACGUCCCAGAUCAGCGGGCAGGAAGCCCUGUAGGUCCCAAGGGGUCACCUCCUCCACCCUUGUCCGAGAUUGCAGAAGAAUCUAGAGAAAUACCAGUAAACAUGGCAGAGGGCGAAGAUGCCAGGAGCCCCUUCGAUCUUCCUCCCUCUGACUUUGAAAACAUGCAGGAACUUGACGAAUUUUCCUUGGAAACAGAAAAUGAGAAAAUGCUCGACAUUUUGGGUGACACUUGUAAAUCUGAGGCCCUUGACGCCGAAGAAGCGCAGGCGCCGUUGCCGGUGGGCCAAGAGGAAGAGGAAGAGGCGCUUGGGCCGGACGAAGAGCCUUUAGAUUCGGAGGGCAAGGAAAAGCAAGAAGAGAAGGAACAUGAAGAAGAGGAAGAAGAGAAAAAGUUGGAGGAGGAAGAGGAGAGCAAGGCCUUAGUGGUAGAGAAAGGGGAGCAGAGCGGAGAGAGUGUUAAGGAAGCCACAGCGGACUCUGACUCUUUAGCCUUAGAAAGCAGGAGUGAAGGAGGAGAAGGAGGAGGAGAUGAGAGUAGCAGAGGAGGAGCCCAAGCUCUGGCGGAGGAGGAGAAGGAGGAGACGGAGGAGGCAGGGCCGCAAGGGGAGGCCGUGAAGAAGGAGGCCCUGGCUCAGGGUCAGGAGGAGCAGGAGGAGCAGGAGUCCUCUGCCACUAAAGAGCCCUCUGCCCAAGAGGCGGGUGAUCUGAACACGAGCUCCAAUCAGGAUACAGAAGUUAAAAGCACUACAAAGGACGAGAAGGGCCGUCCUAGCAGCAGUUCUAGCCGAAAUCUCUGGGUCAGUGGCCUUUCGUCUUCAACCAGAGCUACUGACCUAAAAAACCUCUUCAGCAAGUAUGGAAAGGUGGUGGGUGCCAAAGUGGUGACCAAUGCCCGCAGCCCUGGCGCCCGGUGCUACGGCUUUGUGACCAUGUCCUCCUCGGAUGAAGCCACCAAAUGCAUCGCCCAUUUGCACAGGACGGAGCUGCACGGGAAGAUGAUCUCUGUGGAGAAAGCCAAAAAUGAACCAGCGGGAAGAAAGGGGCCUUCCGACAGGAAGGAAGGGGAAACGAAGAAGGAACGGGACCGGCGCCACUCGACGGACUCAAGAUCCGAAAGGUCACACAGCAUUAAAAAAGAAGAGAAAGCAAGCAAAAAGGAUGAUCCCAAAAAGGAAGAGGAGGCGAAAGAAGGGGCGAAAACGGAGGAGGAAGAUAAAGCGGGGUCCUCUGGCCGCACGCGCUCCGUUAAAUCCGGGAGCCGAGGGAUCGAGCGGACGGUGGUCAUGGAUAAGUCCAAAGGGGAGCCGGUGAUCAGCGUGAAGACGUCCUCCACGUCAAAAGAGCGGAGCACCAAGAGCUCGGACCGCAAGUCGGAGAGCAAAGAGAAGCAGGACAUCUUGUCGUUCGAUAAAAUCAAGGAGCAGCGGGAAAUGGAGCGGGAGAGGCAGCGGGAGCGAGAGAUCCGGGAGUCCGAGCGCCGACUGAAGUGGGAGCGCUUUGGGCAGCAGCAGCGGACCUACGCGGUGCUCAAGCUGGACGAGCGGCAGCAGCUGAGGCGCGAGUGGGAGCGGCAGCGGCUGGAGCGGGAGCGGGUGGUGCGUUCCCGGCUGGAGCGGGAGCGCAUGUACAUCGAGCAGGAGCGCCGGCGGGAGCAGGAGCGCAUCCAGCGGGAGCGGGAAGAGCUGCGGCGCCAGCAGGAGCAGCUGCGCUACGAGCAGGAGCGCCGCUCGGCCCUGCGCCGGCCCUACGACUUGGACGGCAGACGCGAUGACCCCUACUGGCCGGAGGCCAAGCGGAUGGCCACGGAAGACCGGUACCAUUCGGACUUUGGCCGCCAGGACCGCUUCCACGGUUUUGAUCACCGAGAGCGUAGCCGGUACCAGGACCAUCAUCUGGCAGACAGGAGGGAAAGCUCAAGGACACUGCCAGAUCGAGACACGCAGUACCACCAUUCUCGGGUCUCCCGGGACAGUUGGGGCGGAUACGAGCGGAGGCUGAGCAAAGGGCAGGGAUUGGCCCCGGCCUCCCGCGAUAGCCGAGACUGGGCCGACCACGGGCGCAAGAUGGAGCCACACCAGGAGCGUUCGUGGCCGGGCAACAUGGAUGAAAGGUGGCAAGGGGCCGAGCGGAGCGUUCCCAGCCAGUCCGGGCCCGGCCACGUCAUAGACCGGGAAGCGAUACCAGGGCGUGGAGGAUUUGCGGAAACUGGCGCCCCGAACGCAGUGGCACAAGAAGCCGCUUUUGCCAAUCCGGACCGAACGAGCUGGCCCGGCGACCCUCGCUUCACCCGGCAUUAUUGAAAGCCCUCGGCCAUUGCUUCCGAGUCCCGGCGUCGCAAGAGAAGGCAACCAGCGCAUCUCCCUCUCAUCGCUUGCAUCCGACGACGUGAACGGCGUGCCUGUAUGUGCCCCCCCCCCCCCCCCAACACCUUAUGUUCUGUUUUGGACAUGUAUCGCUCAGCGUGUUUUGGAAGAAGCAUUCCAUUAUUUUUCCAUAAAUAAUAAUGAUAAUAAUAAAAAUUCUUACAAUGUU
Anolis carolinensis (green anole) is the source of this 3094-nucleotide messenger RNA. RefSeq names its product scaffold attachment factor B1. Gene Ontology annotation, cellular component: nucleus. Gene Ontology annotation, biological process: regulation of mRNA processing; regulation of transcription by RNA polymerase II. The transcript is spliced from 21 exons. The coding region runs from base 40 to 2862 and encodes 940 amino acids. Lineage: Eukaryota; Metazoa; Chordata; Lepidosauria; Squamata; Anolidae. The record is from RefSeq and is a predicted model, not a curated record. Gene Ontology annotation, molecular function: RNA binding; sequence-specific DNA binding.